CACAGUUUGUCUUCUUCCUUCACCUAAUGUUGUUAUAUGGGAAGCGGGGAUUAGGCCGUUCAUUGAGUCUCGUUGUGUGAGCAGUGAUUUAGCAGCAGCAUCAACGAGGUAGGCAGGCAGGCACAGCUGGAGACCACAUGCAUGUCAGUGGAGAGAGAGGGAGAGACUGUCUCGUACAGCGGCAGUGCUUCUUCUGUACUGUGUUUGUCACAGAGAGGCAGAGUCAAGCUCCUCGUCUAAGCAACGGAUGGGAUGGACUGCUGAUUUACUAGCCCUCUUCCUUUCCUGUUACCGUUCGUGGAUAAGCGACAACGACAGAUCCAUCCCUCUGUGGAGGACGGAGGAGUGGGGAGGCAGGAAGACGAUGCAGUCUCACUCAGUCAGCCUAUUAGGACUCUGGAAUCUACACACUUCAGUGUUCUGAUCAGAUCACGGGCUGUAAAAUGCCUGAUCACUACUGGAUCAUUUCUAUGGAAAAGGGGCUUCAUUUGUUUGGAGUCUGUGCAUUCAACUCAGUGGCGACUGAUCCGUGGUAAUUUCGACCCCUGUAUCACAGACUGAUGUAUGACCUGUGCACCAGGCCCGAGCAGCCACCGGAACCCGAGCCGGAGCAGCCACCGGAACCCGAACCGGAGCAGCCACCGGAACCCGAACCGGAGCAGCCACCGGAACCCGAACCGGAGCAGCCACCGGAACCCGAACCGGAGCAGCCUGUGUCUACAGCGGAAACAGACGAUAUGGAAGGGAGAUGCCGUGGAGAGGCUGAGGCCCCAGGACAGCAGAACCGAAUACAGCAGGACAGGGAUACUAAGACAGAGGAGCAUGGUAAUACUACUACUACUACCAAUGGGGACUCAAUGGACAAGGCAAAUCUAGACACUACCUCUACGACUGUUACUACCCCUGUGACACCCAAGAGGCACAACUCACUUUACAAGGACCUCAACGACUGCGAGGGGGGAGGGUUUCGCAAGAAUGGCACUGACUAUGGCUUCCUGGUGCGUCAGAACUCAGAGCUGCUGCGAUCUCUGGAUGAGAUGGAGAAGACCUGCAACCACCUGAGAGAGGAGAACAGCCUGCUGCGUAAGAGCAGCGCCCCGGAGACGGAGGAGAAGGUGAAGCGUCUGAGGAGGAAGAACAUAGAGCUGGCUGUCAUCGCUAGGAGGCUGGAGGACAGAGCACACAAACUACAGGAGGCUAACCUCAAAGUGGUGAAUGCCCCAGCUCCGGUGGAGCUGUACAAGCGGGCGUUCGCCCGUCAACGAGCCCGUGACCUGGCGCAGCACGCAGACACAUUGCUCUCCAAGGACAAGGAGAUCGCCACCCUGCAGCAGGAGUGUAGGGAGAUGGAGACGCGCUUGGGCACAGCCAAGGGCUCCCCAGUCCCAUCUGGUGUAGUGGAGUUUGAGAGGCUGCUAAGGGAGUCCCAGAAGGAGGUGCUGAGGCUCCAGAGGCAACUGUCAAUCUCCUCCUCCAGAGUCAUCUCCUCCAGAGUCAUCUCCCCUAAAGACACUUCCUGUAAAGACACCUCCUGUGAAGACACCUCCUUCAGAGUCACCUCCCCUAAAGACACCUCCUGUAAAGACACCUCCUCCAGAGUCACCUCCUCUAAAGACACCUCCUGUAAAGACACCUCCUCCAGAGUCACCUCCUCUAAAGACACCUCCUGUAAAGACACCUCCUCCAGAGUCACAUCCUCUAAAGACAACUCCUGUAAAGACGCCUCCUCCAGAGUCACCUCGCCUAAAGACACCUCCUGUAAAGACACCUCCUCCAGAGUCACAUCCUCUAAAGACACCUCCUGUAAAGACACCUCCUUCAGAGUCACCUCCCCUAAAGACAUCUCCUCCAGAGUCACCUCCUAUAAAGACACCUCCUGUAAAGACACCUCCAGAGUCACUUCCUCUAAAGACACCUCAUCCAGAGUCACCUCCCCUAAAGACACCUCCUGUAAAGACUCCUCCAGAGUCACCUUCCUUAAAGACGCAUCCUGUAAAGACACCUCCUGUAAAGACCCCUCUUGUAAAGACACCUCCUGUAAAUACCCCUCUGGCAGGAAACACAACGGACACGGAAGGCCCUGCAUAACAAAGGAGGAAAGGGAGGAGAAGGUUGCAGCAGAGACCCAAUUCUUGGCGUUAAAUGAGUCUCCAGCCAGGUGUGAGGAGACUCCCAGAGAGGAGGAGGGGCCACGAGUGAUCCCAACUCCGCCGGGGCCCGCCCCCACCCCGAGCCACUCCCACCAGAAGGAGCACACAGAAGAUCAAAGACUACAGUUGCUGGAAUGUGAGCUGAGCAAGAAGAGAAAAGAAUGUGAAAACUUGGAACAUGAAGUUAGGAAGAGACAGAAGGGAUGUCUGGAUUUGGAGAGCCAGCUUGAGGAUGAGCGAGGUAAAAAUGGGCAUCUAGAGGAGGAGGCAGAUCUCCUCAGGAGGAAGGCACAGCUGCUCGACCAGACCUGGGUUGAGAAUGAGGAACUGAGAGAACACCUCUCUGAAGUGACCGCUCAACGUGAUUCAGGUCUCAAGGAGAACCAGAGACUCCGUGUCAAACUGGAGAACCUGGAGCAGGUCCUAAAGCAUAUGCGAGAGGUCGCCGAGCGCAGGCAGCAGCUGGAACUGGAACAUGAGCAGGCACUGGCUAUCCUCAAGUUCAAACAGAAUGAGAUCAAACGACUACAGCGGGCGGAGUUUUUUGCCAAGAGGGAGCAUGAGGGAGUGGUACAGAUGCUGGAGACUACAUUGGACUCCAUGCAGUCUAAGGUGCGGGAGUUGGAGGAUAAGUGUCACAGCCAGAGUGAACAGUUCAGCCUGCUCAGCCAUGAGCUGGAGACCUUCAGACUACAGGCUGGCAAACUGGACCUGUCUGGCUCCACCAUCCUCACUAACCCCCCUCUCUGCCAUCUGACCAACGGGGUGGGCCUCACCGGAGAUGUGGCAGCAACUCUACGGAUGGGGGCCACCCCUCACGCUGCGGGUCUCACACGCUCCCCCACCGUAAAGCACCGUGAGCUGCCCACCAUCAGCCUGACCAAGUCCUCCAGCACCCCCAAGUCUGCCUCUGAUACCACCCACCUCUCCCCCAAGUCAGCCGAGUCCCACCACAGCCCCCACCACAGCCUCCAGCACAGCCCACGCAGGACCAGCCCCACGCCACACGAGGUUGACACGGCCAGUGAAGUGGAGGAGCUGGACAUCGAUGUAUCCCCAGCGCCUUACACAGCUCUCAGGGGAGCCUCCCAGCUACAGGUGUUCAUUGCCAGAUACAGCUAUAACCCUUAUGAUGGUCCCAAUGAUAACCCAGAGGUGGAGCUGCCUCUCACCGCUGGGGAGUACAUCUAUGUUUAUGGCGGUAUGGAUGACGACGGAUUCUAUGAAGGAGAGCUGAUGGACGGGCGAAGAGGGCUGGUCCCCUCCAACUUUGUGGAACGUGUCUCAGACGACGACAUGAUAAGCGCCCACGUUCCAGAGGGCACGGAUAUAUCCCACAACUCCCUGCUGGACAGCAGCCUGCACAGCGCCAGUCACCAGCACCACCUCUGCCUUGGGGGCCCAGGUACCUCUGAGAGGACAGACCCUACGCCAGCAGCCUCCGUCCUGAAUUCUCUCUCCGUCCCCUCAGGGGAGCAGUUCCCCUCGGAUCCAUCCCUCCCAGCCCCCCUCACCAACGGCCUGGAUCUGGACCUAGAGGUGGGGGUGGGCACUGUGCCUUACCCGCGCAAGCUCACCCUCAUCAAGCAGCUGGCCAAGAGCAUCAUUAUCAGCUGGGACGGACCGCUGGUGCCGGCGGGCUGGGGCAACGUGUGGAGCUACAAUGUAUACGUGGACCAGGAGCUGAAGCUCAACGUGCCCUUCGGCUCCCAGACUAAAGCUGUCCUAGAGAGACUAGACGUCACCCUCAAGGCCUACCGGGUGUCUGUGCAGAGCCUGACGGAGCGCGGCAACUCAGACCAGCUCCGUUGCUCAUUACUGGUGGGCAGGGACGUGUGUGUGGCGCCCACUCAGCUCAGAGUCGACCGGGUAACCGCCACCUCGGCCAGCCUGGCCUGGCUGCCGAGCAACAGUAACUAUGUGCAUGUUGUGUCCUUGAACGAGGAGGAGAUGGAACUGGUGAAGGCUGGCAGCUACUCACUGUGCCUCGGUAACCUCACGCCCAGCCUUCAGUACACGGUCAAGGUGGAGGCUCAGCCGCACCACCCCUGGGAGAUUCCCCAGGAGAGACGGGAACACAAGACCGCCACCACCACCUUCACCACGUUGGCCGCAGGCCCCCCAGACGCUCCUCUGGGCGUGCAGCUGGAGCAGGGGCCGUCCCCGGGAAUCGCCCUCAUCAGCUGGCUGCCUGUCACCAUCGAUGCUGCUGGGACCUCCAACGGGGUCCGCGUCACCGGAUACACAAUCUACGCUGACAAGAGAAAGGUGUUGGAGGUGUCAUCCCCAACGGCGGGCAGUGCCCUGAUGGGCCCGUCUCAGAUCCAGUCCCUGAUGGCAGCCCACGAGCUCACUGUGCGCACCAUGUCUGCACAUGGGGAGUCCAUCGACUCUAUUCCAGUCAACGUGCCCGCCAAGUUGUCCAACAUCAUGACCGGCCAGGCUUCGGCCGCCUCCUGCUCCUCGUCAACCCCUAUUCGUCAGUCAACCCCUGUCCACCAGUCGCCACCCUACCAGUCACCCUCCAUUUGUCAGUCAACCCCUAUCUACCAGUCGCCACCCUACCAGUCACCCCCAGUGCAUCAGUCAACUCCUGUUCACCAGUCGCCCCCCUACCAGUCACCCCCAAUGCAUCAGUCAACUCCUGUCCACCAGUCGCCCCCUACCAGUCACCCCCAGUGCAUCAGUCAACUCCUGUCCACCAGUCGUCCCCCUACCAGUCACCCCCAGUGCAUCAGUCAACUCCUGUCCACCAGUCGCCCCCUACCAGUCACCCCCAGUGCAUCAGUCAACUCCUAUCCACCAGUUGCCCCCUACCAGUCACCCCCAGUGCAUCAGUCAACUCCUGUCCACCAGUCGCCCUCCUACCAGUCACCCCCAGUGCAUCAGUCAACUCCUGUCCACCAGUCGCCCCCCUACCUGUCUUCGUCACCACCCGUCCAGCCCCAAUCCCCAUCUUACGGGAACUCAGCUGCCAAAGUGUCCACGCUGCCCUACGCCACUGCCUCGCCGCCACUAGACGUCGCCCACGCCAUGGGCCCUAACGGGGCCCUCCACACAGAGGCCUGCUCCCCACACCCUGCCUCGUACGCGGAGGUCUGGGCUAACCCCUUAGCAAAAUCUCCUGUCCCCCCUUGGGCUGCCUUGGCAGUGCUUGAGGCUAUGUCAUCUCCAGUAGCACUAAACUAUCAGGCCAAGUUACCAUCAGUACCGUCAGCCUAUCAGGCCAUGCUACCAUCAGCUUCUCACAUCAACACAACGAGCCCACAUCUAGGCCCAGCAGUGGCCACGGAGCAGAGCAGAGCAGACCGCCCCAGAGUUCUCCGUCCUGUCAUGUCCAUCACAGACUUUCUCCCUGUGGAGGACGACUCCCGUGUCAACCUUUCAACCCCUGAGCCCUACCCCACCCCGCCCAAGGCCCUUGUGCCACCCGCUGGGGACCUCAUCAACCCCCUGGACACACAGCCUCUCCGGCCCCCCAGAGCCCCCUCUCCCCUGGAGUCAGAACCAGACUACUCCAUGGAGAGGCCGACCACACGCUUGGUGUCCAUGGAGGAGUUCCUCAGUCAGGACCAGGACACAGGCUUCAACAGGCAGCAGCGGUAUACCGCCGGUCCGGUGGAGCCAGAGAGCAGUAGGGGAUCUGACCUGUCUGAUAUCCUGGAGGAAGAGGAGGAUGACCUCUACUCUGACCCCCCUGGAUCCGCCCUGGCCCGGGGGUACACCACCGGAGCCAACAGGGAGUCUGGCAGAAACCUGUCGAUGGAGGCUGGUGCUGGGUGGAGCGGACAGCCUGGACUAUCUCCUAAACUGACCAGGUCAGAGGUCAUACAUCAGCUCAAAGAGAGCAUGGAUCAUUCAUGGCCUAUAGGAGACAAUGAGGUUCGUAUCUUUGUGGCUCUGUUCCCCUACGACCCGGUCAACAUGUCUCCCAACCCCGACGCUGCUGAGGAAGAACUGCCCUUCAGAGAGGGACAAAUCAUCAAGAUCUACGGAGACAAAGACUCGGAUGGAUUCUACCGCGGCGAGUCGAGCGGUCGUCAUGGUUACGUGCCAUGUAACAUGGUGUCAGAGAUUCAGGUGGAGGACGAGGAGACCAGAGAGACACUCCUGCAGCAGGGCUUCCUGUCUACCGCAACAACCAUGGAGAAGAUAGGCACUCGCUCACAUGCACAGCUUCCGCGUCGCCCUGUCCCACCGCCGAAACCGAGACGAUCCAAGAAAGUGGAGGCUGCUGCGCUGUGGGAAGAUAGCUUAGACUCCUCCAGUCAAGAUCCCAGCCAAUCUGAUGUCGCCACGGCAAACCCGGCAGACACCGGUCCUCGCAGGAUGAAGGCCAUCUUUGAUUACGACCCUCGAGAGAGCUCUCCCAACGCUGACAUCGAGGUUGAGCUGACCUUUGGUGCCGGGGAUAUCAUCUAUGUGUUUGGUGACAUGGACGAUGAUGGGUUCUUCUAUGGUGACCUGAACGGACACAAAGGCCUGGUCCCAUCUAACUUCCUACAGGCUGCCCCAGAGGCUGCUGGGAAAGCUCCACCAUUUGACUCCCAGCCUCCGUCUGUAGCCGAGCCCAGGACAGAAUCGCAGAAGCAAAAACGAACUGUGCACUUUAAGACUUAAAGCGUGAGCCUGAGCACAUUCCCAGAGGAGGUUCCACAUCCACCCCUCCACACAGGGCUGACUGGCCCAGUCCACACACAUCCAC
Molecule: messenger RNA, 6855 nt
Organism: Oncorhynchus tshawytscha (Chinook salmon)
Lineage: Eukaryota; Metazoa; Chordata; Actinopteri; Salmoniformes; Salmonidae
Product: peripheral-type benzodiazepine receptor-associated protein 1
Biological process (GO): neuromuscular synaptic transmission
Molecular function (GO): protein binding
Source: RefSeq, a predicted model, not a curated record